This is a messenger RNA of Penaeus vannamei (Pacific white shrimp), 652 nucleotides long. Lineage: Eukaryota; Metazoa; Arthropoda; Malacostraca; Decapoda; Penaeidae. The record is from RefSeq and is a predicted model, not a curated record.
GUACCAGGAUUAUGGAUUCAUGAAGUACAGUGGGCGCCUUGUGUUCUAUCCACCAACUGACACCAACACUUAUUGGUAUUAUGUAGAUGAUAUAUGUGGAACUAGGUGGGGAUUACCUUUUAUACCAAAGGACAUGUCCGAUUGGUACUGGAUGAAGGAUGUGUUCCAGGAAAUGCAGUACACCAGGCUAUACGUCCCCCUUUCAGAGUAUACUCCAAAUGCUGGUUAUUACUACUGGUACAAUGGAUAUACAGCCCCCGGGGACUUGGGUAUAACCAUAGAGCCCGACGGGUACGACGAGAUAACCAUCACUGGUGCUGAUGGCUCGUAUUCGUACUACGAGUACAUAGACUGCGGAGUCCACGACCCAGUUGCCAAUCCGGAUAAAGAUGUCAUCUUGGUGGACUGCAUGAUCUACAUCACUUUGGGCUACAUAUGUGAGGCAGGCAUUCCUGAUCAGGAGGCCUAUGACAUCCAUCCCUACUUGGAGCCCGUUGCUAACCGGUCGGCCGUGUAGAGAGCGGGGAGGUCUGCAUAGGCCUAUGAACCUGCUUGAGAAUGACUAUGUUUUGAAUCUGAAUAUAUAGCAGAGUUUUGGAUAGGGUUAUUUAUGAAUUUGUUUCGUAUCAGUUUUCUGUUGGUAAUAUUCAUC